AUGCCAAAAAAAACAAGCAAAGCACCAGAAAUCUGUCAACCAGGCGGUAUGUGUUAUAGAUUCCCACCACCAUGUUGUUCAAUUUGUUGCAUGAUCUUUUCAAUCUUUUCAUUUGUUGGUCUUAUUUCAAUUUAUGGUCUCAUUAGUAACGAUUACACUAAAGUUCAAGGUGAAGCUUAUUGGAAUACAGAACAAAUCGAAGGUGGUAAAAAAGCUUCAUUAAUUGGUAGUUUUAUCUAUUUAGGUGUUGCUGGUUUAUGUUUAUUCCUUUUCUUCUGUCGUAAAUUCACUGCUCCAAAGAAAAACCCAGAAGAUGAUGAAUAA
This is a messenger RNA of Dictyostelium purpureum, 324 nucleotides long. RefSeq lists its product as uncharacterized. The coding region runs from base 1 to 324 and encodes 107 amino acids. The record is from RefSeq and is a predicted model, not a curated record. Lineage: Eukaryota; Evosea; Eumycetozoa; Dictyosteliales; Dictyosteliaceae. The transcript has a single exon.